UUAAAAUAUUUUUUGGUGGCGUAAGAAUAGAUUUUUUGGUGGCAAGAGGUCAAAAAUUGUUUAGACAAAACAUGGGACGAUAAUGCGUAUAACGGCAGUGCAGUGCAUAUGCCGAACUACUAUGACCACAUUGUUCCUAGGCGUGCUUCUCUUUCUGUUUGCUCAUCACUCUUUUUUUACACACAACACUUUCUUGAGGGGAGCUGGCGAGCGACUCUCUUACUUUCGGGUCAAUUCAUGCGUGUGGUGUGGUGGAUGGCUGGAGAGCCUCCUCAUAUGGCACCUUUUUUCCUGCUUUCGUGCAUUCAUUUUCGGGGGAACUUCCGAUGAUGGGACGACACAAAUGACGAUCACAACGAAUCAAACGGGCAGCGAACGAAGGUGGUUAAAUGGACGAGGGUUUGGUCAGUCGGUAGGGCCGUUUAGUUCAAGUUCUCUAGUUGGUUGAUCGAUGUGUGUGUACGUUGCUCCUAUCAAUGGCUUCGAGUGGGAAUCUGGUGCUGAUUCUGGUGUUCCUGGCGGUCGGAAGUUAUUGGAUGGCUAUACUUCCGGUCACAUCCGGAGGAAUAUUUCAAACGUAUGGAGAACGCUGGAUUAACCGUUUGAAAAUGGAUGCACGAGAGAAUGAGAUAGCUACUAGGAAUGGGAAUGACUCCGACAUAGGGGUGCAGGAAAAUGGAGAUUGGAAGGCGCCUUCGGUGAAUUUAGGGUGGUGGACGUGGUUGACAAAUGUAUUUCGAUUACCGAUUGUUAGCGUGUUUGCAUAUCGGGGGGAGCCGACCAAUUGCCCAAUUUGCUCAUGCGGAAUCAACAACAACAAUUCCCGCAUAGUUGGCGGAACCAAUGCCAAGGAAGGCAAGUAUCCAUGGAUGGUAGCCCUCUACUACAACAACCGCUUCAUCUGCGGAGGAUCUCUGAUCAAUGAUCGAUACGUUCUGACGGCAGCUCACUGUGUUUUCAACGCCGAUCGAAGUCUGUUUUCGGUAAAGUUUCUGCUGUAUGACCGUGGUCGUCCCGUUCCGGAAUCGUUCGAACGUCGUGUUUCUUACAUUAUGACCAAUUGGUUUGUCAACGCAGUAGUUUUCAUUAUGAAUGAUUUGGCGUUGCUGAAGCUGAACGAAACGGUCCCGAUAAAUGACCAUCUGUAUCCGGUUUGUAUGCCCGUGGAAGAAGAAACCUAUGCUGGAUUCGAUGGUAUAAUCACCGGAUGGGGUAAGUUGGGGAACUACAGUUUUCCCAGGAAACUGCAGGAAGUGACUGUCCCGAUCCUGUCCAGCGAUGAGUGCCGCAACCAAAGUGAUUAUUACAAGUUCCAAAUCAACGAUCGGGUGCUGUGUGCAGGAUUCCCCGAAGGUGGUAAAGAUUCCUGCCAAGGAGACAGUGGAGGACCCAUGCAUAUUACGGAUCCCGUUACGGACAAAUACGUCCUGGCUGGAGUGGUUUCCUACGGCUAUGGGUGUGCGAAGCCAAAGUAUCCGGGAAUAUAUGCGAGAGUAAGCCGUUUCCUCUCGUGGAUCAAUUUCAACACUCGAGAUGCCUGCUGGUGUAGUUGACCGAUUAUGAUUUGAAUAAAUAAACAUUUGAACGAA
Aedes aegypti (yellow fever mosquito) is the source of this 1589-nucleotide messenger RNA. RefSeq names its product trypsin-1. Bases 477 to 1553 code for a protein of 358 amino acids. Gene Ontology annotation, molecular function: serine-type endopeptidase activity. Lineage: Eukaryota; Metazoa; Arthropoda; Insecta; Diptera; Culicidae. The record is from RefSeq and is a predicted model, not a curated record. The transcript has 4 exons. Gene Ontology annotation, biological process: proteolysis.